Messenger RNA from Coccidioides immitis RS, 1579 nucleotides. RefSeq lists its product as uncharacterized. The record is from RefSeq and is a predicted model, not a curated record. The transcript is spliced from 2 exons. NCBI's taxonomy places the organism in Eukaryota, Fungi, Ascomycota, Eurotiomycetes, Onygenales, Onygenaceae. The coding region runs from base 162 to 1346 and encodes 394 amino acids.
CAAUUGAACUGAACAAGAAGCAGCUUAAUGAGCAUGGAACGUUGAGAUUAAUGGUUUUAUGGUGCGUUCGAAGAUAGCGAUUCCCACUCUCUGAAAUAUCAUUGCAGAUCGAUCAAGGAAUCGCAGAACCCGGUGCCUGGGUUUGGGCCGCAUACCAAGGGAUGUCCACGCAGCGGCUGCGACCGUCAGGGCUAUUUUCAUUAUGGCAAAGCCCGCGACGGAAUUUUAUGGCUAUCUACUCAAUACCUCGCGGGUUUGCGGACAUGCGCCAAACCUCACCGCCCACAGGAUCCUCCAUACACCACGAAACCGCAUCCAGAAACGAAAGGAGCCGAGACACCGCCGGCGUCAAUGACCAGAAAGAUGAACCGAAGAUGGGUUAUGACCCCGAGCGCAUGACGCGGGAGCGGUCCGAACUAUUCGAACUCUUUUCGCUGUCCAGGAUUCCUGAUCCACGCACGGACCUAGGUGUCAAGAUUGAUGAACUGGGCCAAUUGCAGAUCACAGAUCCUGUUGAGAGUCGACGAAAACAUAAAACUGCCUUGGUACUGUCCGCUGUGCCGAUUUCUCUGGUUGAACGUGAUUUCAGGCGGCUCCUUGACCCGGGAAAACAUAUUGAAGGGUGGACAAGCGGUGGCGGACUGGAAGAAAUCAUCCCAGCACGAGACCCUCAAACACUCCGUCGUAAACAUGGUUGGAUUCUUAUCUUUGCAACUCCUGCCGCAGCACAAGAAUACCAGGCUCGCAUUCACAAUCUGCGAGUCCUCCUUCGCCAUCAUCUACCGAUAACGUCUGAAUCAAAACUACAACUCCCGCCGGCCUAUACUGUUCACGGCUCUCGCGGCUUCACACUUCAAGACUACACAAUCAGUAGCCCUUGGCAAUACCCAUCAGUGCUCGCUUACCUUGCGCCAUUCAGCGACCAUUUACAAGAAGUCAUUAAGACACACAACAACAUCCUCGCCCAAAAGCAAAAGGAACGCCGAACAUACCCCGUCCAAAUAUCCCUCGACACCCGCCAGAUACCCAAUAUAUCCACACGGCAUAUCGUCUCCUUCGUUCACUGGGAUGCUGAAAAUCGCAGAGUACCGUGGCGCCUCGCUGAAACGCUGAGGCCUAUCUCCCCUCUAACGAACGCCACGCCGCAUAGGAUCUUGGAUUCUGAAGAAGACGCCAAGAUUCUGAAUGGAAUAGGCAACUGGCGCAUUUUGUUUGAGAACUCGUCGGAAGCAAGAAGAUUUGUGCGGACCUGGCACCGGAGGCCGUUGCCGAAAUUUACGGGAUUACCGAACUGCGACCCUCCACCACUACUGCAUGUUGAGUGUUUGUUCCGGGACGGGUAUUGAUAAAUAUAGCAAUAUCAUACUCCUACACAUUGCCAUCCUUAUUUAUAUGUGGAUGUCCCAGAUACAAUUGUCAGACAGCUCCGAUUGAUAUCUACUUCAAAAUGUACGGAGUAGCGUAUCUGUAAUAUGUAAGGUAAGGUACCCUAUACUCUCUGGUGAAACAUGCUUAAAUUCAUACUUGUUCACCUUCCUGUUGGAGGCUUACAGGCCGUUUGCAAUGAUUAUUAUGGAUG